AGGGGCGGAGCUAUAUGUCAAAAGCAGCCAAUGGCUGUCCCAGAAGGUGCGUCUCCGCGAGAGCCGCGGCGCGAGCUCUCCCGCGGUGCCUGAGGCUGGAAGAGUGCUAAGUCCAUGGAGCCAAGCGUGGGCGCGAGUACAGAACUUGCUAAGGCUAUCAAGCCCAUUGAUGGGAAGUCAGUCCAUCAAAUUUGCUCUGGGCAAGUGGUCCUCAGUUUAAGCACUGCUGUGAAGGAGUUGAUAGAAAAUAGCGUGGAUGCUGGUGCUACCAGUAUUGAUCUAAGGCUUAAAGACUAUGGGGUGGACCUCAUUGAAGUUUCAGACAAUGGAUGUGGGGUAGAAGAAGAAAACUUUGAAGGUCUAGCUCUGAAACAUCACACUUCUAAGAUCCAAGAAUUUGCUGACCUGAUUCAUGUUGAAACUUUUGGCUUUCGGGGGGAAGCUCUGAGCUCACUCUGUGCACUGAGUGAUGUCACUAUAUCUACCUGCCACGUGUCUGCAAGCAUUGGCACCCGACUGGUGUUGGACCACAAUGGGAAAAUCACCCAGAGAAUUCCCUACCCCCGACCCAAAGGCACAACAGUCAGCGUGCAGCACUUAUUUUAUACACUACCAGUGCGUCACAAAGAAUUUCAAAGGAAUAUUAAAAAGGAGUAUGCCAAAAUGAUCCAGGUCUUACAGGCAUACUGUAUCAUUUCAACAGGCGUCCGUGUAAGUUGCACUAACCAGCUUGGACAAGGAAAACGGCAGCCUGUGGUGUGCACAAGCGGAAGUUCCAGCAUGAAGGAAAAUAUCAGCUCUGUGUUUGGCCAGAAGCAGUUGCAGAGCCUCAUUCCUUUUGUUCAGCUGCCCCCUAGUGACUCUGUUUGUGAAGAGUACGGCCUGAGCUCUUCUAACAAGCCAUGUAAUCUUUUCUGCAUUUCAGGCUUCAUUUCACACUGUACACAUGGUAGUGGGAGGAGCUCAACAGACAGACAGUUUUUCUUCAUCAAUCAGCGUCCUUGUGACCCAGCAAAGGUCUCUAAACUUGUAAAUGAGGUUUAUCACAUGUAUAAUCGACAUCAGUAUCCAUGUGUUGUUCUUAACAUUUCUGUUGAUUCGGAAUGUGUUGAUAUUAAUGUGACUCCAGAUAAAAGACAGAUUUUACUACAGGAGGAGAAGCUUUUGCUGGCGAUUUUAAAGACCUCCUUGAUAGGAAUGUUCGACAACGACGCAACCAAGCUUACUGUCAGCCAGCAGCCGCUGCUGGACAUUGAAGGUAACUUAGUAAAGAUGCGCACAGCAGAAAUAGAAAAGCCUGUGUCGGGAAAGCAAGACAGUUCACCUUCAUUGACGAUCACAGCGCAUGAGAAAAGGGCAGCAUCCAUCUCCAGACUGAGAGAGGCCUUUUCUCUUCAUCCCAACACAGAGCUCAAGCCUUGGGGCACAGAGACCCCUGAACUGAGGCAAAAUUAUCCAAGUCAGAAAAGGGGUGUACCAUCUUCUUGUCCUUCGAAUCUCAUCUCUCCUAGAGGUCUGUGUGGCUCCCAGGACAAAGUGGUGAGCCCCAAGGAAAGCCCUGAAGACUGUAUGGACAGAGUGAAACUAGAAAAAGACUCGGGGCUCAGCAACACCUCAGCCAGCUCUGAAGACGGGCUUAGCACCCCAGAAAUGGCCAGUAACUUUAGCAGUGACUAUGCAGUGAGCUCUCCAGAAAACAGAUCUUCACAGGAAAACAUGGACUGCCCUCCUUCAGGUACAGGACACCAUCUGAAGCAAGAAGGUACGGUUCUGCCUCCACCAAGUCCUCUCUCUUCCUCAAACGCUAAGCGUGUCAAGACAGAAAAAAGACCUUUAAAUACUGGCGUUCCUCCAAAGUUGCUUGAUGCUCGGAACACCUCAGCAGCUCAGGUUGAUGUGGCUGUGAAGAUUCAUAAGAAAAUAGUGCCCCUUGACUUUUCUAUGAGUUCUUUAGCUAACAGGGUGAGGCGGUUACAGCAACAGAAGCAGCGGAAUGAAAGUGAGCAGAGCUACAGGAAAUUUAGAGCCAAGAUUUGCCCUGGAGAAAACCAAGCAGCAGAAGAUGAACUCAGAAAAGAGAUUAGUAAAUCGAUGUUUGCUGAGAUGGAGAUCCUGGGUCAGUUUAACCUGGGAUUUAUAAUAACCAAACUGAAGGAGGACCUCUUCCUGGUGGACCAGCAUGCUGCAGAUGAGAAGUACAACUUUGAGAUGCUGCAGCAGCACACUGUGCUCCAGAUGCAAAGGCUCAUCACGCCCCAGACUCUGAACUUAACUGCUGUCAAUGAAGCUGUGCUGAUAGAAAAUCUGGAAAUAUUCAGAAAGAAUGGCUUUGAUUUCAUUAUUGAUGAGGAGGCUCCAGUCACUGAAAGGGCUAAAUUGAUUUCCUUGCCAACUAGUAAAAACUGGACCUUUGGACCCCAAGAUAUAGAUGAACUGAUCUUCAUGCUAAGUGACAGCCCUGGGGUCAUGUGCCGGCCCUCAAGAGUCAGGCAGAUGUUUGCUUCCCGAGCCUGUCGGAAGUCUGUGAUGAUUGGAACCGCUCUCAACAUAAGCGAGAUGAAGAAGCUCAUCACUCACAUGGGUGAGAUGGACCACCCCUGGAACUGUCCCCAUGGAAGGCCAACCAUGAGGCACAUUGCAAAUCUGGACAUCAUUUCCCAGAACUGAUGCUUGUAGGGUAGAGUUCACUGCAGAUUAUUCUCUGCUAUUUUAAUGCUUCGGAUCCACUUGAAAACAGUGUUAAGCCAGGCAUAGUGGCAUGUGUGCCGCUAGCCCAGCUACUUGGGAGACCCAAGUGGGAGGCUCACUUGAGGCCAGGGGUUUGAGACCACCCUGAGCUACAUUAAUCAGACUCCAUUCCAAAGAGAAAAGAAAAUGAAGCCUUUUCAUCAUGUCUACUGUUAUUGCCUUGAAAUUUAAGUAUGCAUGUGGUGUAUGUGUAUGUGUGUGGUGUAUGUGUGUGGUAUGUGUGUGUUUAGAAGUGGUGUGCAAAAAUAUGCCUUAGAAAACAAGGAGAGCUGUUGUUAAUUUUUUUUUAUUCUAGCCCUACGUUGGAAUGCCAAAAUGUUGUUGGUUGUUUUAUUCUUUUGGGGGGGCCGUCACCCAGCUCCCAAAUAAAUCACACACGUUGUCUUAUUGUUAUUUAUAAAAGCCCGGCUUUAGCUUGGUUUGUUUCUUGCCAGCUUUU
Messenger RNA from Microtus oregoni (creeping vole), 3187 nucleotides. RefSeq names its product PMS1 homolog 2, mismatch repair system component (gene Pms2). Gene Ontology annotation, biological process: mismatch repair. Gene Ontology annotation, cellular component: MutLalpha complex. The record is from RefSeq and is a predicted model, not a curated record. Lineage: Eukaryota; Metazoa; Chordata; Mammalia; Rodentia; Cricetidae. Gene Ontology annotation, molecular function: ATP binding; ATP-dependent DNA damage sensor activity; mismatched DNA binding. The transcript is spliced from 15 exons. The coding region runs from base 115 to 2667 and encodes 850 amino acids.